Molecule: messenger RNA, 840 nt
Organism: Morone saxatilis (striped sea-bass)
Lineage: Eukaryota; Metazoa; Chordata; Actinopteri; Moronidae
Product: protein SON-like
Biological process (GO): regulation of mRNA splicing, via spliceosome; regulation of cell cycle
Molecular function (GO): RNA binding
Source: RefSeq, a predicted model, not a curated record
CUUUCCAUUGGUCUACAGUCGGGGGUAAUGGCUUGCACCAGGACAUAGUUAUCAUCUUUUUUGCCACCACUAUGAGGAUUUUGAGUAGGUACAUUUUUUCUUUACAUAAAAAGUCGUAGGGAAGCACUCCAAGAACAAAGAUCAGCGGGUCAUUCUUUAUGUUAGUUUGUAAGAUGUUAGAAAGUUCUGCCCGGAUCCCCUCCCAGUACAUUUUCAGUUUAGGACAAUCCCAGAAAAUGUGUGUGUGAUCUCCAAUUUGCCCGCAGAUAUGUUUUAACAGUUGCUUCACUGUAAAUGAAUUGAACUAUAUGUUUUCUGUGCAGGUCAGGGGGCUGGAGAUCACGGAGGUCACGGUCAGUGUCACAGGGUCGGAGGAGGGCUACAUAUAGCCAGAGAGACCGUUGGAAACGAGAACCAAGUCACUCCCCUGUACUCAUCCUUCGCAAAAAUAGAUCCCCCACCCGGAAACACUGCAGUUUGAGCAACAGCCCUCAACGCAUCAGUGAACUGGAUAAGGACCAGUUGUUGGAAAUUGCCAAGGCCAAUGCUGCUGCCAUGUGUGCCAAAGCAGGUAUGCCCAUCCCUGCAAGCCUGAGGUCCACAGUCCUUCCCCUGGCUCUUCCAAGUAUGGCCAUGAAUGCUGCUAUGGCCAGUAUGACUGCUGCCACCAUGACAGCAGCUUUGUCUAACAUGGGCACUCUGUCUUCACUGCUCUCACUGCCUUCCAGUACCAACAAGCCACCUCCUGUUCUAGCUCAGCCCAACAUUUCUGCUUUGGAGGAAGUGAAGAGGAAAGUAGCAAAGCAGGCCAACAGUAUCAGCAUUAAAGAGUUUACUGAU